AUGUGCGUGUCCGAGCCCGCGCCCAUCGCCGAGGGCAUGGCCAGGUUGCAAGAGGCCUUCCGCAACGGGACGUCGCCGUACAUGCCCGGUUGCCUCGGGGGCGUGGACCUGGGCGUGGACCUCGGCCCCCUGCUGGACCUUACGGCCAGCAGCUGCGGUAGCGAGCUCCGGGCCGCCGCCGCGAGCGCGGCGGCGGAGCCCGCCCCCAACCCCACGGGUGCGGCGCUGGAGCAGCAGGUGGCCCUGGACCUGACGGCCAGCAGCGCGGCGCCAAGCCCGAGGACCGCCGGCGCGACCGACGCGAUCGAUCUGAUCGAGCAGCAGACGUUGCUGACGAACUCCGCCGCCGACCUGCCCACGAAGAACUGCCACAGCCACCUCCUGACGCCUGGGCUGAAGCUGCAAGAACUGCUGGACUACCCUCUCCAGCUGCUGGCGCCCCCGGUGGAUGGGCCCCCUCCAAGCUCGAGAGGUACGCCAAAUCCUGGCGGAAAUGGUGGCACCGCAAGCGAGACCUUGGAGCAGCGUCUCUCACGGGUCAUCGGCGCCCAGUUCAACAGCAUCCAGCACGACAUGCAGCAGCACAUCACGGCCUCGAUGUCCGCCGCGAUGGCCCACGCGCAGCAGGAGCUCGUCUCGUCCAUGCAGAUUCAGCUGGCUCCGACGGUUGCGCGACUCACGGCCGCGCAGGCCGACGCCAGGCGCCAGCAGGCGGCCAGCAGCUCGGAAGCCAUCGACGUGGCCAGGCUCGCGACUUGGGACAGGCCGACCAACCCGCAGCUCUUCAGCGUGCUGAAGCAGGAGUCCUUCGUGCUCAGGCUCUCACUCGCGCUCUCCGUGAUUCCAUGGUCAGUGCCGCAAGUUCUCGGCUGA
This is a messenger RNA of Prorocentrum cordatum, 873 nucleotides long. NCBI's taxonomy places the organism in Eukaryota, Dinophyceae, Prorocentrales, Prorocentraceae. The record is from the annotation of a GenBank genome assembly.